CGGCAACCAAUCAGAAUCCGCGGCUGUGUGUAACCGUAGAAACGUCCGGACACGCUGCCGCACGAGGAGCACGCGCAGGAAUUAUCCUCUUGUCCUGAAAGACAAGAAUUUGGAAAACUAGACCUGCUGUGGAUUUUAAACCCGCCAAGAAAAUGAAGAGAAAAAAGACAGAGAAAUCUGAGGUUUCUGAAGUUGUUACAGAGGUGAAGAAGAAGACGAAAAAGGAGAAAUCUGUCUACGUAGACACUGCAGAGUCAACUGAUCGUGAGAAUGAAGAGCUUAAUGGCAAGAAGAAAAAGAGACACAAAAACAAGCCACCUGUAAUACCCGAGAAGGAUGAAAUAAAUGAGGAGGAAGGCGUAGAGGAUGAGGAUGCGGAUGAGAAUGAGGAGGAGCUGAGUCCGGAGGAAAGACGAGUGCUGGAGAGGAAGCUGAAGAAGAUUCUGAAAAAGGAGGAGAAAAAAAAGCAAAAAGAAAAAGAGAAGUCUGAGAAGGAGGACAGCAAAAGCUACAUCGCGCAGACGCAGGCGUUGGAGUAUCUGACUUGCUGGUCCGAGAAGCGAGAUGAGUGGAAGUUUCAGAAGACGAGGCAAGUGUGGCUCCUGCAGCAUAUGUACGACAGCGAGAAGGUGCCAGACGCUCAUUUCUCCAUUCUCUUAUCGUACCUGGAAGGGCUGCGGGGUAUGGCUCGGGAUCUCACGGUGCAGAAAGCGGAGGCUUUGGUCCGAUUUGGGGCAGGCCCAGGGGGAGAAGAGGAAGGCGGGACUACAGACGCACAGAAGAAGACACAGCGUGCUAGAGAAGUCAUUCAGAUUCUCUCUUGAGCAUGCUGAGGGGAAAAAAAAGGACAGAAUCCUUUCAUCAUCCUCCAAAAUGUGCUCCUCUUCAAUACGCCUGAUAUCUUUCAGUAUGAUGGACUGAGGAAGUGGACAGAAAACACAUGAGCUUGUAAAUAUGUAUGACAGAAAAAUGCCUUUUUAAAUAAAGACUUUAGAUUUUGCA
This is a messenger RNA of Clarias gariepinus (North African catfish), 1002 nucleotides long. RefSeq lists its product as uncharacterized. The record is from RefSeq and is a predicted model, not a curated record. NCBI's taxonomy places the organism in Eukaryota, Metazoa, Chordata, Actinopteri, Siluriformes, Clariidae. The transcript has 6 exons. Bases 153 to 824 code for a protein of 223 amino acids.